AUGGCGGAGCGCGGACAGCAGCCUCCUCCCGCGAAACGGCUCUGCUGCCGGCCGGGCGGCGGAGGCGGUGGCGGCGGCGGCGGGGCCAGCAGCGGCGGCGGAGGAGCGGGUGGCGGCUACAGCUCUGCCUGUCGGCCGGGCCCGCGGGCGGGCGGCGCGGGGGCGGCGGCGGCGGCGUGCGGGGGCGGCGCAGCGCUGGGGCUGCUGCCGCCGGGCAAGACCCAGAGCCCCGAGUCACUGCUGGACAUCGCGGCGCGCAAGGUGGCUGAGAAGUGGCCGUUCCAGCGCGUGGAGGAGCGCUUUGAGCGCAUCCCGGAGCCGGUGCAGCGCCGCAUCGUCUACUGGUCCUUCCCCCGCAGCGAGCGGGAGAUCUGCAUGUACUCGUCCUUCAACACCGGCGGCGGCGCCGCGGGCGGCCCCGGAGAAGACAGCGGCGGCCCCGGCGGCGCGGGCGGCGGCGCGGGCGCGCAGGCGGCGGGCGGCUCCUCGUCCUCGCCGGCCGCCACCUCGGCCGCCGCCGCCGCUGCCGCCGCCGCCGCCGCCGCCGCUGGGGCCGGGGCCCCGUCGGCGGGGGCCGCCGGGUCGGCGGACGGCGGAGACGAGACACGGCUGCCCUUCCGCCGGGGCAUCGCGCUGCUGGAGAGCGGCUGCGUCGACAAUGUCCUGCAAGUCGGUUUCCACUUGAGUGGCACAGUGACAGAACCUGCAAUACAAUCGGAGCCAGAAACUGUUUGUAACGUGGCCAUCAGCUUUGAUCGUUGCAAGAUUACCUCAGUGACCUGCAGCUGUGGAAACAAGGACAUAUUUUAUUGUGCCCAUGUUGUGGCACUGUCUUUAUACCGCAUCCGCAAGCCAGAUCAGGUCAAAUUGCAUCUUCCCAUAUCAGAGACUCUCUUUCAAAUGAAUAGAGACCAACUACAAAAGUUUGUACAGUAUUUGAUCACAGUGCACCACACAGAAGUUUUGCCAACUGCUCAAAAAUUGGCAGAUGAAAUUCUUUCCCAGAAUUCAGAAAUCAACCAAGUUCACGGUGCUCCUGAUCCAACAGCAGGUGCUAGUAUAGAUGAUGAAAACUGCUGGCACUUAGAUGAAGAGCAGGUUCAAGAACAGGUUAAACUGUUCCUUUCCCAGGGCGGGUACCACGGAUCAGGGAAGCAGCUUAAUUUGCUCUUUGCAAAGGUGCGGGAGAUGUUGAAGAUGAGGGACUCAAAUGGGGCCCGAAUGUUGACUUUGAUAACAGAGCAGUUCAUGGCCGACCCUCGUCUGUCACUUUGGAGGCAACAAGGCACUGCAAUGACUGACAAAUAUAGGCAGCUCUGGGAUGAGCUGGGUGCUCUGUGGAUGUGUAUAGUUUUAAAUCCCCACUGCAAGUUGGAGCAGAAGGCCAGCUGGCUAAAACAGUUGAAAAAGUGGAAUGGUGUUGACGUCUGUCCAUGGGAAGAUGGAAAUCAUGGCAGUGAAUUACCUAACUUAACCAAUGCUCUGCCUCAGGGUGCGAAUGCUAACCAAGAUUCAUCGAACAGGCCACAUCGGACAGUGUUCACCCGAGCCAUCGAGGCAUGCGAUCUCCACUGGCAGGACAGCCACUUGCAGCACAUUAUCAGCAGUGACCUGUACACCAACUACUGUUACCAUGACGACGCUGAAAACUCCCUCUUUGACUCCCGCGGGUGGCCCCUCUGGCAUGAACACGUUCCUACAGCCUGUGCACGAGUGGAUGCAUUACGUUCUCAUGGGUACCCCAGAGAAGCACUGAGACUAGCAAUAGCUAUUGUUAACACGUUAAGACGGCAGCAACAGAAACAGCUGGAAAUGUUCCGAACUCAAAAAAAAGAGCUACCCCAUAAAAGCAUAACCUCAAUAACCAAUCUGGAGGGCUGGGUUGGACACCCCCUGGACCCCGUGGGCACUCUUUUCAGCAGCCUGAUGGAAGCCUGCCGCACUGAUGAUGAAAGCUUCCCUGUGUUCUCAGAUUUUACAGAGAAUAUGGGACAGUGCAAGUCUCUGGAAUACCAGCAUCUACCUGCACACAAAUUCUUAGAAGAAGGGGAAUCCUAUUUAACGCUAGCUGUGGAAGUAGCCCUAAUAGGGCUGGGACAGCAGCGUAUUAUGCCUGAUGGGCUGUAUACCCAAGAGAAGGUUUGCCGGAAUGAGGAGCAGCUCAUUUCCAAGCUUCAGGAAAUUGAAUUGGAUGACACACUGGUGAAAAUUUUCCGCAAGCAAGCAGUCUUCCUAUUAGAAGCCGGACCAUAUAGUGGUUUAGGCGAAAUAAUCCAUCGGGAGAGCGUUCCAAUGCACACAUUUGCCAAGUAUCUCUUCACCUCUCUCCUACCUCAUGAUGCUGAAUUGGCAUACAAAAUUGCACUGAGAGCAAUGCGGUUGCUAGUGUUGGAAUCCACUGCUCCAGCGGGAGACCUCACCCGUCCACACCACAUGGCAUCUGUUGUUCCCAACCGGUACCCUCGUUGGUUCACUCUAAGCCACAUAGAAUCCCAGCAGUGCGAGCUGGCAUCCACUAUGCUCACUGCAGCCAAAGGUGAUGUUCGGAGGCUAGAAACAGUAUUAGAAUCCAUCCAGAAAAACAUUCACUCCUCAUCCCACAUCUUCAAGCUUGCCCAAGAUGCAUUUAAAAUAGCAACUCUCAUGGACAGUUUGCCAGACAUCACUCUUUUGAAGGUGUCUCUGGAGCUGGGCCUGCAGGUUAUGCGAAUGACACUGUCAACCUUAAACUGGCGCCGGCGGGAGAUGGUCAGGUGGCUGGUAACGUGUGCUACUGAAGUGGGUGUUUAUGCCCUGGACAGCAUCAUGCAGAGCUGGUUUACGCUUUUUACUCCCACUGAAGCCACAAGUAUUGUUGCAACCACCGUGAUGUCCAACAGCACCAUCGUCCGCCUCCACCUGGACUGCCACCAGCAGGAAAAGCUGGCCAGCAGCGCCCGGACACUUGCAUUGCAGUGCGCUAUGAAGGACCCUCAGAACUGUGCCCUCUCCGCGCUGACCCUGUGUGAAAAGGAUCACAUAGCUUUUGAGACGGCGUACCAAAUUGUUCUUGACGCUGCUACAACUGGCAUGAGCUACACCCAGCUCUUUACAAUAGCACGGUACAUGGAGCACCGCGGGUACCCCAUGAGGGCCUACAAGCUGGCCACCCUGGCCAUGACCCAUCUUAACCUGAGCUACAAUCAGGACACGCACCCUGCCAUUAAUGACGUUUUGUGGGCCUGUGCGCUUAGCCACUCCCUUGGUAAAAAUGAGCUUGCAGCUAUAAUACCUCUGGUGGUCAAGAGUGUCAAGUGUGCAACGGUACUGUCAGACAUUUUGCGCAGAUGCACUCUGACCACUCCUGGCAUGGUGGGACUUCACGGAAGGAGGAACUCUGGUAAGCUCAUGUCACUGGACAAAGCCCCCUUGAGGCAACUCUUGGAUGCCACAAUCGGGGCCUACAUCAACACGACACACUCACGGCUCACACACAUCAGUCCUCGGCACUAUAGUGAGUUUAUAGAGUUCCUCAGCAAGGCCCGAGAGACCUUCUUAAUGGCGCAUGAUGGACACAUUCAGUUUACACAGUUCAUCGACAACCUGAAACAAAUCUACAAAGGCAAAAAGAAACUGAUGAUGUUGGUUCGGGAGAGGUUUGGUUGAUAGAACUUGUAUGA
This is a messenger RNA of Lagenorhynchus albirostris (white-beaked dolphin), 3659 nucleotides long. RefSeq names its product zinc finger SWIM-type containing 6 (gene ZSWIM6). Gene Ontology annotation, molecular function: zinc ion binding. Gene Ontology annotation, cellular component: Cul2-RING ubiquitin ligase complex. The record is from RefSeq and is a predicted model, not a curated record. Lineage: Eukaryota; Metazoa; Chordata; Mammalia; Artiodactyla; Delphinidae.